AUGCAAGGCCAGAAGCCUGAGAAUAAGAAAGAGAGGUAUGGUGCUGCUUUCGUGUCCAGUGUUAAUGAAAGGCUUGCAAACGAACCCAAGAAACGUGGCAGACCCAAAAAGGGAGCUAUGGAAUCUGGGAAUGAAACAAAUAAGGUGGAUAUAAAAGGGUUGUCAACAGAAGGGAAACUUAUAGGAAAUGCAUCUUUGUCAGAUUCUGAUGAAAGCUAUGGGAUUAGUGGGGGGAAGCGACCAAGAGGAAGGCCUAGAAUUCAUCCUCCUGUUGAAAACAAAAUGAAGAAGUCACGUGGAAGACCGAGAAAGGAAACCCUUGAUAGUAAGAAACUGCAGGAGGAUCUUGACUCACAGCCUAUUGUAACCUACCGAAUGAGACCCUCGAGUCAUUCUGCUACUGUUGGUGAUGAUCAGUCAUUGGUUAAACGCGGUCCUGGCAGACCACGGAAGAUACCUAUUGCAUCUGAAGCGCCUACCCAGGUGGUUGAGGGAAAGAGAAAACCAGGUAGGCCACGAAAGAACCCAGCAGAAGCUCUAAAAUCAAAUAGUGAACCUUCAGUUAGAAGAGGCCCCGGUAGACCGAGGAAAAGUGUUGUCAUUUCGAGUGAAAAUGCGGUGCCUGAAGUGAAGCGGGGUCCAGGAAGACCAAGAAAGUCCAUUUUUGAUGCUUCUGUAAGUACUAACAAUGCUUCAACAAGAUACUCUCAGACUACACAUAGCGGAACACGUACUCAAGGUUUAACGAGUUCUGAUACGAAGUCUCGGAAGGAGCCCAACACAAAGAAUUCUACGUUGCACACAACAGAAGAAACUGCUAAGCAAAGUUCUGAAAGAGAUGAAGGUUCGUCCAGAAUUUCCAACUCGUAUAAAAGUAACUUAUUCAGUUCCCAAAGUUAUUUCCAUAAUGGUGAUUAUAAAAGUGUUUUGUUAAAUAGGCGAGAUAUUAAAAGGCCUAAAAGUAAUCGUGGGAUAGAAGAUACCAAUAAAUUUGCUGCAGAAACUCCAAAACGAGACGCCCAUGAUUUGGAUCUAACUUCUUCGGCAGAAAAGCAAAUCAUACACAAAGGAAAACAUUUGCGUGAAUCUAGCAGGUCCCUUAGAUCAAUGCGUGAAUUAAGAAGCUCGGUGACCUCUAUUUCAGAUCUUUCCGAUCUGUCACAGUCAUCUGGAUCUGGAGUAGGUGGCACCUUUUCUCCUGAAGAGAAUGCGAUAAAUAUUAGGGGCUCCAGCAGUACUUCAAACGAAGGGCAGUAUACUCAUACCAAAGAGGAUAUACGUCGUCCAAAUAUUUCUAGUACCAGUUCUAUUUUGGAUUCAACAAAAAAGAAGAGGAAAUUGAAAAAGACGGGUACUAUUAUUUUGUCAGAGGAAAUACCUAAAUGGGAGGCUGCAGCACUCAAAAAAAGAUCUAACUCUGAGAGUUCGAAUAAAAGUAUUGUAUUGGACUUUGCAAAAAGUCGUCUUUCUUCACCUCAGACCGAGCUAGCCGCCAAUAGGCCUAACUCAAAGAAUACAAUCUUGGACGAUAGUUAUGACACAUUUGAAUUCAGCAGUAAUGGGAACAGUGGCUUCGUAAUACCUCCAGAUGCCUUCAAGUCGCCUCGAAAAAUAAAACCUACCGUGGAUGUCGAAAAGAAACAGACUGGUAUUUUAGGAAUUAUCAAAGGAACAGCUCAAUCCUUACAAUCCAUGUCCAGAUCACCGAGACAUAUUUCAAUUGGAAAAAUAAGUAGCAGCCUCGAUGUAAUAGACACAAAUAUCCAGUUGAGUGAUAAUGAAAGCGAAGUUAACUCUAAUUUCUCAACACCUGUGGCUAGUCCUAAAUCGGUUCCGCAUCUUAGGCCACGUAAACAAAUGCAUCAUUUUGUAAUUGAUGAUGUUGCAUCAGAAAGUGAGUCUGAAUCAUCUGCAACCCAAGUCUCUGCAACACACUCAAUUGCAUCAAACUACGUUUCGCAAGCGGUAACAGGUGCUCAAGUACAAUCUGUUGCUCCCAAAUCCUCUAGAAUUGAAAAGUUAACUAUAGAUAAGAGUGUAUUACUCUCAGAUAAUUUCCAGUUACAAGAUCAUGGAACCCCGGAGACUUACAGUUCAAAAAAUUGCGAUUCUCGGAACCAAACAGCAAAUAUGGAAAUCCCUGAACCGUUUGAAAGCCUUCCUAGUUGGAAUUCUUUGCCAAAUACUAGUUUUGAUAAUACAAAUAAAGAUAGAAUUAUGUUGAGCAAUUUUUUGCAUGGUCUACUGAAAUAUAUUAACGUCAACGAUGCAAAUCUGAACCGGGAUAUUGAUGGCAAUAUUAAUUACUUUAUUCAACAGAUGCCCGGAAACGAAUUAGAUAUGACAUUUGCAGAAUGGUUAGACCAUAAAGUUAGAGAAUUGAAAGAUGAAUAUCUGAAGGAACUUGUUAAGAAGAAGGAACUUUUGUUAAAGCAAUUCAGGGCUUCUGAGGAAAUGGUUAAAAAUAUUACCGAUGGUAAAAUAUUACUUGAACUUGCUGAACGGUUUGAAAUUUAUUAUUAA
Messenger RNA from Eremothecium cymbalariae DBVPG#7215, 2523 nucleotides. It is a transcript of the gene BIR1, whose product is annotated as survivin. Bases 1 to 2523 code for a protein of 840 amino acids. The transcript has a single exon. Gene Ontology annotation, molecular function: DNA binding. Lineage: Eukaryota; Fungi; Ascomycota; Saccharomycetes; Saccharomycetales; Saccharomycetaceae. The record is from RefSeq and is a predicted model, not a curated record.